Chionomys nivalis (European snow vole) is the source of this 972-nucleotide messenger RNA. Its product is annotated as killer cell lectin-like receptor 2. The transcript has 7 exons. NCBI's taxonomy places the organism in Eukaryota, Metazoa, Chordata, Mammalia, Rodentia, Cricetidae. The record is from RefSeq and is a predicted model, not a curated record. The coding region runs from base 1 to 972 and encodes 323 amino acids.
AUGAGUGAUGAGGAGAUCACUUACACAACUGUGAGAUUUGGUAAGUCUUCAGAAUUGCAGAACCGAGGAAGGCAUGAUGAGACUCAAGCGCCGAGACAAACUGUUCACAGAGAGUGUUUAGCCCCCUGGUACCUCAUUGCAAUAUCUCUGGGAAUCCUUUGUUCCUUUCUGGUGGCCGUUGCAGUGUUGGUGGCAUAUCUUUCUCAGUAUAGUGGAAACAAACAUGAACUGCAGAAAAAUCUAAACAACCUCACUCAACAGUAUCACACCCUGCAAAAGAACAACUCCCUGAUGAAAGAAAUGCUGGAUAAUAAGUCUAGAGAGUUUGAUGACCUCAAACGUCAGAAGGAACUUGACUCCUGCAACAGAUGCUCUGGGGAAACUAAAGUUUUAGAUUGCAUAAAGCUCAUAGAGUGUUUAGCCCCCUGGUACCUCGUUGCAUUAACCCUGGGAAUCCUUUGUUCCCUUCUGAUGGCUGUUGCAGUGUUGGUGGCAUAUGUUUCUCAGUAUAGUGGAAACAAACAUGAACUGCAGAAAACUCUAAACAACCUCACUCAACAGUAUCAAACCCUGCAAAGUAACAACUCCUUAAUGAAAGAAAUGCUGAGAAAUAAGUCUAUAGAGCUUGAUGACUUCAAACGUCAGAAGGAACUUGACUCCUCAAACAGAGAACAGAACAGAUGCUGUGGGGAAACUAAAGUUUUAGAUCACAUAUGGCUCACAGGCAAAUAUGUUGACGGAUACUGGUUCUGCUCUGGCAUAAAAUGUUAUUUCAUAAUGGACAAUAAACACUGGAGUGGAUGUAAACGGACCUGCCAGAACUGCAGCUUGUCACUUUUGAAGAUAGACGAUGAUGAUGAACUGAAGUUCCUUCAGGUCAAAGUUAAUACAAACAGUAACUGGAUUGGAUUAUCGUAUGAUACAGAAAAAAGCAAAUGGCAAUGGAUUGACAAUGGCCCAUCUAACCUGUGA